Camellia sinensis is the source of this 336-nucleotide messenger RNA. The record is from RefSeq and is a predicted model, not a curated record. NCBI's taxonomy places the organism in Eukaryota, Viridiplantae, Streptophyta, Magnoliopsida, Ericales, Theaceae.
AUGUGGGCUAUCUACAGGGGACUUACAAUUCUAUUCCAGAAAGAAACUAAAGGAGUGGAUAUUGAAUCUUAUUUGGAACUAGCUAUCAACCAAAUACAGAAUGAUCCAUGCCUCAACUCACCAUAUAAAGCUCUCAUAGAGGAUGCAAAAUUCCUGUUGAAAAGGUACGACUGCUCCCUACAACAUACCCCAAAGGAGGGCAACAAAUGCGCUGAUCUACUUGCAAACAUGGGAGUUGCACAAGAUGAACAUGUAGGGGUGCUUGAAGAAUCUCUUGAAGAAGUGAAGGCUCUGGCCAUAGAUGACAUGGCUGGAGUUAGUGUGUUGAAGGAUUAG